AUGGCAGGUGAACGAUGGAACAACGACAUCGCGUACGCGAUGACUCCCUUCAAAUUGCUAAUGUGGCCUAUGGGUGGUUGGCCGCUUCAAGUUUAUAACGUUUAUUCGCUGAUGCGAUGUGUGACGGUUACUUUCGGUAUGAGUAUAGUAGUGAUCCUGCCGUUCAUCGAGAUAUACUUAGGCUGCACCGACGCGGGGCAAAACGUUGACGCACUCAUGAUAAUCUUUUGCGGAUCGCUCGCUAUGGCGAAGAUGAUAUGGUUCCGCAUUUACGCGAGCAACUUGAUCAAGACAUACAAAUACGCUGUGGACGACUACUUGACGGUCGAAAACGCAGAGCAGCGUGCCAUUAUGCUGAGACACGCUUUUAUAGCAAGAACCCUCAUGUGUACCAUGGUGGCCAUCGCUUAUUUCGACUCGUUCGUUUAUUCGUUAAUGCCCAUUCUGAAUACGCUCAGCAAGAAUCAAACCAACGUAACGCAGGAGGAUGUCGUGCUCGAAUAUACAUUACCGUCCAGAUGCGCUUUGGAAUAUCUGAAUGCGCCGAGAAACAUGUACAUUACAAACUGCAUCAUGGAACUAAUUAUGAUGUUACUUGUGUGUACUAGCAACUACGGUAACGACUCUUUGUUUCUUCACAUCGCGCUGCAUAUUUGCGGCCAGGUGAAAAUUCUAAAAUCCAAGUUUAUUAAUUUUGAGCUGACAGAGCCACAAAUCCAGAAUCGUUUCAAUGCGCUAAUUCAACGACAUAGUCAUUUGGUGGAGAUGACCAAGAUACUUACUGAUGCGAUAAGUUUCAUUUUGUUGAUGCAAUUAUUUCUUAGUAGCUUACUAUUGUGUAUACUAGGUUUUCAAUUUAUUUUGGCAUUAAAAAAUAACGACGGCGUUAUGAUGGUGAGAAGCUUUAUGGUUCUUAAUGCCUUUCUGGCACAAAUUACGACGUACUGUGUUGUCGGGGAUUAUUUGAAGUCCCAAAUGGAAGAAGUGGGUGUUUACAUUUAUCAAAGUACUUGGUACAAGUUUCCUGCAAAGCUGACGAAAAAUUUGACUUUUCUCAUUAUGCGAUCUCAGUCUCCCGUCCAGUUGCAAGCGGGAAAUUUCAUCGUAAGCAUAAUAGUGAUCUUGCCGUCCAUCGAGCUUUACUUGGGUUGCGCUGACGCGGAUAGAAACGUUGACGCUCUCAUGUUGGCUGUUUGCGGAAUAAUCGCUAUGACAAAGAUGAUAUGGUUUCGCAUUUACGCGAGCAACUUAACCAAGACUUACAAAUUCGCCGUGAACGAUUACCUAAUGAUCGAAGACGCGGAGCAACGCGCCAUUAUGCUAAGGCACUCUAGUAUUUCAAAGAUUCUCAUGUGUAGCAUGGUGUCCCUAGCUUACUUUGACUCUUUCAUAUUGUCGUUAGUCCCCAUUCUGGGUAGCAGCGGCAAGGCAGCACAGAAAAUCAACGAAACGCAGGAGGACAUUUUGUUGGAGUAUACAGUACCGUCCAGAUGCGCUUUGGAAUAUUUGAAUGCGCCGAGAAGCAUGCAUACUACGCACUGCAUCGUCGAACUAAUCAUGCUGUUACUCGUGUGCACCAGCAAUUUCGGUAACGACUCUUUGUUUCUUCACAUCGCGCUGCAUAUUUGCGGCCAGGUGAAAAUUCUAAAGUCCAAGUUUAUCAAUUUUGACCUCACGAGGCCACAAAUCUACGAUCGUUACCAUGCGCUAAUCCAGAGACACGGUCAUUUAAUGGAGAUGACUAAGAUACUUGCCAAUGCAGUCAGCUUCGUUUUGCUGAUGCAAUUAUUUCUUAGUAGUAUAUUAUUGUGUAUACAAGGUUUUCAACUUAUCUUGGCGUUAAAAGUUAACGACACUAUUAUGAUGGUGAAAAGCUUUAUGAUACUUAACUGUUUUCUGACACAAAUUACGAUAUACUGUGUUAUUGGGGAUUAUUUAAAAACUCAAAUGGAGGAAGUGGGUUUUUUUAUCUUUCAAAGCGCUUGGUACAAUCUUCCUGCGAAGCUGAUGAAAAAUUUGUCUUUCAUCAUUAUGCGAUCUCAAUAUCCUGUCCAGUUACAAGCGGGAAAUUUCAUCGUGAUAAACCUCGAAACAUACAUGAGUAUUCUAAAGACCUCUAUUUCGUAUUUGUCAGUACUUCGAGUAAUGAUAGAAACAUAA
This is a messenger RNA of Odontomachus brunneus, 2160 nucleotides long. Its product is annotated as odorant receptor 13a-like. NCBI's taxonomy places the organism in Eukaryota, Metazoa, Arthropoda, Insecta, Hymenoptera, Formicidae. Gene Ontology annotation, biological process: sensory perception of smell; detection of chemical stimulus involved in sensory perception of smell. The record is from RefSeq and is a predicted model, not a curated record. Gene Ontology annotation, molecular function: olfactory receptor activity; odorant binding. The transcript is spliced from 7 exons. Gene Ontology annotation, cellular component: plasma membrane. The coding region runs from base 1 to 2160 and encodes 719 amino acids.